UUCUCCCACCCCCAAUUCCCAUUAUUUUCUCCUCUUUCCAUUUUAAGAGCUCUAUAAUCUCCAUUUUUGAAGUUCUCAAGACCUCCCCAUUUAGUUGUCUCUAAGGUAACCAUCCCUUCUCAAAUAAUGAGGUCAGAAGAAUGUGGAGCGAUGGUUGCAUCCUUUGGAGAGCACCUGUUAAUGGGAAAGCCCCUGGUUCCAGAGUGUGAAUAUGCAAACAUGUGGAACAAGAGAUGUCAAUACGUUGUUCCUUUGUGGCGAUUGAGGAGGGUGGAAGAAGCAUAUGAAUUCCUUAUAAAUUGUGUGUAUAAGUGUCGUAAAUGUCUGUCUUGGUUAUACUUGUUUGUCUACAGGUCCGAAGAAUGUGGAGCGAUGGUUGCAUCCUUUGGAGAGCACCUGUUAAUGGGAAAGUCCUUGGUUCCAGAGUGUGAAUAUGCAAACAUGUGGAACAAGAGAUGUCAAUACGUUGUUCCUUUGUGGCGAUUGAGGAGGG
Molecule: messenger RNA, 493 nt
Organism: Cuscuta epithymum
Lineage: Eukaryota; Viridiplantae; Streptophyta; Magnoliopsida; Solanales; Convolvulaceae
Source: the annotation of a GenBank genome assembly